Molecule: messenger RNA, 1846 nt
Organism: Argiope bruennichi
Lineage: Eukaryota; Metazoa; Arthropoda; Arachnida; Araneae; Araneidae
Exons: 6
Coding region: 245-1090 (281 amino acids)
Biological process (GO): phospholipid metabolic process; arachidonate secretion
Source: RefSeq, a predicted model, not a curated record
ACAUAAUAAGCCUCGUGGAAAUACGACAUUGUAAAAAAAGUUAAGUGACAUCUAUUCAAAAUUUAACUGUUGUAGUCUUUCGGCGUAAUAUCUUUGUUUACGUUAUUUAGUUAAAACUGUCACGCAAGGGUCAAAGACCAUAAAGCAUUGAUUGAUCGGAAAAAGCAACAUCUCUCGGUUGUUUUCUAAGCUUGAAAGAAGAUUUGGGAUUAUAUGCGAUUACAGCGAAGCUAAAUCCUGAAGCAUGGGAUUUCUAGUCAUUCUUCUGGUCACCGCCGUGUUCUGCUGCGUUCCUACUUGGUGUCAUGAGCAUAGGGAGAAGAUAUUCGUCCUGCAGGACCCCAAUUACGAAGACAACAGGACCAUUGUAGUAGUCACAUGGACGGAUGAAGAUGGCUCCAACUGUGAAAUAUUUUCUGAUGAAAAACUGACCGAAGCUAUCCGAAGAAUCUCCAAAGACAAGCUCCUUCGCCGUCCCACGCGGGCACAGAUGCAAGAAUUGGUGGAAGAAUGCACUACAUUCUCUCGUCGGAGGCGAUCUGUGGAAAAUAAUGACGUCACUCCCUCUGAAGAUAUCGACAAAAUGACCACUCCACUCCCUUCUCCUCUGAGUGGGCCUGCCGAUGGAUGGGUCAUUUUUCCAGGCACGAAAUGGUGUGGCGCGGGAGACAAAGCCAAGAACGACGAUGAUUUGGGAUUCCACCAGGACACCGACAGAUGCUGUCGGGCCCACGACAAGUGCGACGACCUCAUCGAAGGCGGGGGAACAAAAUACAACCUCACCAACAACUCGCCUUUCACAAAACUGAACUGUAAGUGCGACGAUGACUUUUACGAUUGCCUGAAACGUGUGAACAGCGUUACGUCCAAUACUAUUGGAAACACAUACUUCAAUGUUUUGAAGAGACCAUGCUACUAUUAUGAUUAUCCAACGACUAAGAAGUGCAAGAAGUAUAAAACAUUUUUGAAACUGAAGUGCGUUGAAUAUGAGAAGGACACGAAGGCACAGAAAACCUGGCAGUGGAGACAAGCCAAGAGAUACAAGAAGCUGCCCUUCCCUGGACCUCUUGAUAUCACUUUGCCCUUUUAAACCAAAGCUUGUGUUCAUGUACAAAAUGCGUUUCAAUCUGUAUCGCACGCGUUUUAUCUAUAAGCAGCAAAAGAUUUCACAAUUACUUAUGAAAUAGUUACAGAAAUGUUGCUUGAUUUAGAAUAUGUUCAUGUGUUACAAAUUUGAAUGCUUUGUCAAACAAAGUAGAGAGAAUAGCUAAUGCGGUUAAAGUGUAAAAAUUGCGUCAAAAAGUUGUCAUCAUAUCAAAACAGAAUACGGGUUGAGUAAUUCUUGACAAGCAUUGCUUUUGCUAUUUAUUACGAUAUAAAGAAUUUGUCACUUUUUAUUGAAAAAAAAAUCUGUUUUAUUUACUUUCCACAAAAUGUGGAAUAUAAUAUUAAAAUUUAUUUUUAUUGCACUUUAGCAAGCUUGAAGCUAAUGAUGCAGACUGUAAAAAGAUAUUUUCGGUAACUGUAUACUCUAAAUUUUUAAAUGAAUGUAAUUCUAAAAAUAUAAAUACUUAAUAAUAACAAUAAUUAUAAGUAAUGGAAAUAACUUUUAUUAAGCAAAAUAUUUAACUUAACAUAUCCGGAAAAAAGAACGUUAUUUCAAAUGGGUUGUUAUUUGUUUCUGUCAAGACUUGAGUGAAUUUUAAACAAUUUAAAUGAAGUUGUAAAAUGUCAGCUGCAUUUAUUUGUAAACAUUGUUAGUUUUUCUUGUUAUUGUUGCUUUUUAAAUUUUCAGUUGUUAUUAUUGUAUUUCUGAGAGAUAAAUAAAACUGUUUGUUAGCAAUAA